Molecule: messenger RNA, 867 nt
Organism: Trichomonas vaginalis G3
Lineage: Eukaryota; Parabasalia; Trichomonadida; Trichomonadidae
Product: glycine-rich protein family
Exons: 1
Coding region: 1-867 (288 amino acids)
Source: RefSeq, a predicted model, not a curated record
AUGGAAACAUCGUAUCCGUGUACUUGUAAAUUAAAUAAAUCUGAAAAUGCUGAUCCCCAAACUGUAAGGUUGAAACCAGGAAAGUAUUUAGUUGAACUUUGGGGUGCCAGCGGAGGAUGUAAUAAGAAAGAACGAAGCGGUAAAGGCGCAUAUGUAUGGAUUCGUCUAAAUCUCGUUGAAUCGAAAACUUUUACGAUCUUUGUUGGUGGAACUUCGAAUUAUUCUGACGUAACAAUGGUGAAAGGCGGUUGCAACGGCGGCGGCGAUUCAUUUCAAGGAAGUAAGAAGAAUGGCGAUGCUUUGGUAGCGGGCGGUGGUGGUGGAUCUACUUCAAUAGGUCUGUCACUUUUUGACGCCGAUAGAAUUGCCGUUGCAGCUGGUGGUGGAGGUUGUGGAUGCGUUGGAGAUGGCGGAAAUGCCGGAGGACUGGUUGGCUUAGAUGGUACGUCACCUUCGGGAUCUAAGCAAGGACGAGGUGCUAACCAGGUGCGUGGUGGAACAGGAGGAUAUUAUGUUGAAAAUAAUGUUGCUUUUAGAGGAGAAAAUGGCCAAUUUAAAAAAGGAGGAAAAGGUAAGGGAAUAGGCUUUAACGGCGGUGGUGGAGGAGGGGGAUAUUAUGGAGGAGGUGGUUCGUACGAGGCAGGUGGUGGUGGUGGAUCUUCGUUUAUAAAGUCAGGUUAUUAUGGUCGAAUUCAGAGUGGAUCAGAAACAUUUCGUUCCCCUGAAGGUAUUAACGAAGCAGGCCACUAUGGUGACGGCUUUGCACGAAUUAAAUCCAUCUCAUACUCGUGUGUAUGUGAUUGCAAUAAAAACAACUUACAAAUCUGGUGUUUAUUCUUUAUUUUUCUUAUUUCUGAUUGGAAAUAA